Medicago truncatula (barrel medic) is the source of this 1290-nucleotide messenger RNA. RefSeq lists its product as uncharacterized. The record is from RefSeq and is a predicted model, not a curated record. Gene Ontology annotation, biological process: response to photooxidative stress; photosystem I assembly. Lineage: Eukaryota; Viridiplantae; Streptophyta; Magnoliopsida; Fabales; Fabaceae. The transcript has a single exon. Gene Ontology annotation, cellular component: chloroplast thylakoid membrane. The coding region runs from base 1 to 954 and encodes 317 amino acids.
AUGAUAGCUGAAGGGGAUUUCCCUGUAACAAUUAUGGAGAACUUACAAAAACAAAAACAGAAUGUGAUGGAUGCACUGUCAUUGAAAGAAUCCUCUAUUAAUCAUGCAUUUUAUGAUACUUCUCCACCAUUACAGCUUUCAAAGCCAAAAUCCACGAGCCUUAGUCUCCCAAAUUCAAUCAACUCAUCACCUUUGUUCACUUCAAAGAGAAAAUCCAAAGGUUCUGUUGUAGAAUCUCCAGGUCAAGCUAGUAACUUGACACUCAAGCAUCAAUAUUUACUAAAAGAAAUCAAGUUAAGGAAAAGCAAGUCAUGCGGUGAAGGAAGAGCAAGUUUAUCACCCUUUGAUGAAUUUGAUCAUUGGUUAAUCAAACCAAGUAUGGUGGAACAUGAUUACACUAAUAUCAAACAUGAAAGCUUCUCUGAAAAUGAGGCUAUCAAAGAACAUCAUACGAAUGACAGUGACCUUGAAACAAAUGCAGAAGAAGGGUUCAAAUGCAGUGUUCUUUGCAUGUUUUUGCCGGGAUUCGGCAAAGCAAAGUCAGCUAAAACUAAAAAAGAAGGAUCAGAAAUGGAAGGUACGAUAUCAAGGACAGUUUCUUUAGAAAAGUUUGAAUGUGGUUCUUGGGCUUCUUCUGCACUAUUCAAUGACAUUGAAACAGACAACACAAGUUCCUAUUUUGAUCUACCAUUGGAAUUGAUCAAAGGAAGUAGUUAUAAUGAUGUACAUGCACCUGUUACAUCAGCUUUUGUCUUUGAGAAGGACCUUAAAGGGGUUCUCAAGAAUGGUUCUUCUAGAACAAAUGCUAGAAAAUCAGAUACAUCACCUUAUCAUGUUAGGUUUUCUACAUCUUCUACUUCUCAUUACUCUCCCUCUCCAGCAUCAUGCAAUACUCCUAGCUUGAGAAACACGAAAGUCGAUUUUAAUGCCUUCUUAGAAGCGCAGAGUACUUGAGGAAAUAAGAGAAAUUUUCUCUCAUUAGAUCUAAAUCUUCCCAUAGCUAUUGCAUAAUGUAGCAGCUACGGGGAGAUUCAAAUUCAAUAUUUGAGGUUGAGCACGAUUGAAUCACUCCAAUGGAAAGUGGAGUUAGAAAAAAAAUACUCGCAUUCAUUUGUAUGUUGUUCUGCCACUUUUUAACAUGAUUGUUUAGCAUGAGCUACAUGAUUACUAAUUAAUUUACUAGGGAAAGGCAAAAUAUAUUUUUGUCUAGUGAUUACAAUGAUUGCACACAAUCUUCUCAUUAUGCAAAGAGUAUAUUUGCAAAUAAUAAGUGCAGUCCUUCUUAUUAAA